UAUGCCAAUACACACAAGUGAACUUUGUCACUCAAGCAAGCAAGCUAGAGUAUUAAUUUUUAGGCUGGCUGCUGUACUACUUGAGGAGACACAAGGGACCCAGGCCCAGAGGCAGAGAGAGUAGGCCACGCCCGUCUAGUUAGAGAGAGGUGGUGGUGGACAAUGGCGUCGACAAGCUCGUCAGUUGCAAAGCCAGCUUUUGGUGAAACAGCAGAUAUCCCCAACAUUCUGACUGCUCUGGACCAAGGAACAGUGCUCAUACGUUUCUUCAAGAAGAGAGGGAAUAGACCAGAGAAAAGAAUUUUCUGCCUGAAGACAGACACAUUUGAGAUACUACAGUUUCCUAUGACACGCGGUGUUCUUUCAGUAUCUGAGGAGAAAAUUGAUAUUCGAGAGAUUCGGAUGGUGCGAGAGGGAACGGACUCAAAGGAUUUUGAGAAGCAGCAAGUUGGGCUGAGGAUGAUUGACAAUUUCUGUUUCAUUGUCUACUAUGGGAAUGAGUUCAGACUGAAAACGUUGAGUGUAGCAGCACUGAGCCGUGAAGAGAGUGAUGCGUGGGUGAAGGCACUACGUCAUGUGACACAUCCAAACAACUUCAGCUCCGGGCUCAUCACUCAUAGAUGGUUGAACAGAGAGUUCAAGAUGCUGGACACAAACAGCACUGGAGGCAUCACAUCUAGCGACCUGCGGAAGUUUCUGGCUAAGAUCAACAACAAGAACCUCCUCAAUCGUGCCAGGGCCAUCUUCACAGACUUUGAUUACAGUCGGUCUGGCUUCUUGUCUAUUGAGGACUUCUUCAGAAUGUAUGACUCCCUCGUCUACGUCAAGAGUAUUGGAGAGAAGUUCUUCCCCUAUUGCAUGGACAAACAAAACCUAACAUUCAAAGAGCUGCAGGCCUUCCUCAGAGAGGCGCAGAAGGACACUCGAGGUGAUGACCCUGCCUUCGUGGCCAACCUCUUCAAGGACUUUGUCAAACCACCUCGCUUCAAGGACCCCCGGCAACCCUCCCUCACACUGCCAGAGUUUAUUAACUUUCUGUUCUCCAAGAAGAACUCGCUCUUCAUGGACAAGUGUGCCACUGUGUACCAGGACAUGGACCGCCCCCUCAACCACUACUGGAUAGCCUCCUCCCACAACACAUACCUAACUGGCAACCAGUACUCGAGUGAGUCCUCAGUGGAGGCCUACGCCAAGGUCCUGCUCACUGGGUGCAGGUGUAUAGAGUUGGAUUGCUGGGACGGCAGCGACAACCAGCCAAUCAUCUAUCACGGUCACACGCUUACGUCCAAGAUCCGAUUCAUUGAUGUCAUCAAGACCAUCAAGGAACAUGCUUUCACAGCGUCCGACUAUCCACUCAUCCUCUCUAUAGAGCAGCACUGUGACAUCCCCCAGCAGCAAGUCAUGGCUCAGCAGUUCGUCGAAGUAUUCGGAGACCUCCUUCUGACAAAGUCGAUUGACCCCAACCUCACUAUCCUCCCCACCCCCAACCAACUCAAAAGGAAGAUCAUCAUCAAACACAAGAAGCUCACACCCACGGAGGAUGGUCAGAUCAUACUAGAGGGACCCCCCACACCCACCGCUAACAUCCCGGAGCCAACAGAUAGCAAUGAACUGGCUUCUUUCAUUCUGGAUAUCUCUGAGAGUGUCAAGAAUGGCUACCUACUCAUGCAGGACCCCAUUGUCAAGAUAUGGGCCCGCCAUUACUUUGUGCUGACCAAUGAGAAGCUGUUCUUUACCGAACAACAAGAGAAAGAGGAGGAGCCAGAGAAGGAAGACGAGACAGAGGUCCCUUCGACGGAGCUUCAUUUGAAAGAGAAAUGGUUCCACGGGAAAUUGGCCAGUGGACGUCCAGACGCAGAGCGGUUGCUAGCCGACUAUCAGAGCGUCAACGGGUCCUUCCUCGUGAGAGAGAGUGCAACGUUUACUGGAGACUAUUCUCUCUCAUUUGCACGUGAUCAGAAGUACAACCACUGUCGUAUCCACACCAAGGCAGAGGGUGGGCGUACCAAGUACUACCUCAUUGAGAACGUCUGCUUUGACUCCAUCUUUGACCUCAUAGAGCACUACAGAUCGAACCCUCUCAAGAGUCCACUGUUUGAGCAGAUCUUGAGUCAUCCAGUGCCCCAACAGAACAGUCACCUGGGGAAGCCCUGGUUCCACGAGAGCCUCUCCCGGCACAAUGCAGAGGACAUGUUGAAGAGAGUGAGGAUGGAUGGAGCGUUCCUUAUUCGUCCCAGCAGUGAGAUGAACAAGCAAGUGGCCAAGGGAGGGAGCAGUCAGAUGACCUACUCUAUAUCCUUCAGAGCGGAGGGCAAAGUUCGUCACUGUCGUAUCGUGGUCGAGAACGGUAACUACAUGAUAGGCUCCGCCCAAUUUGACAGUCUGACAGAGCUGGUCCAGUAUUACGAGACCAACCCGCUUUAUCGUCGAAUGAAGCUAAAAUACGCCAUCAAUGAUGAGGUCCUCAAGAGCAUUGGAGACGACCCUGACGAAGGCUCCAUCUACUAUCACCCAGUCUAUUGCUCCCUGCAAGACGAGAACCAGCAGAAGCCGUGCACAGUGAGGGCUCUCUAUGACUACACUCAGAGGAGGCCAGAUGAGCUCACCUUCUGUAGAGAGGCCAUCAUCACCAAUGUGGUCAAACACGAGGGUGGCUGGUGGAAGGGAGACUAUGGGCGUAAGAAGGGAAAGUGGUUCCCUGCCAACUAUGUCCAGGAGUUGGAGGAUGGAGACCCCUCCACAGAGGACAGGGCCCUCGGCAGUCUGCAGCAGGGGGCCAUAGACAUUGCAGGCUGUCAGUUGGAGGCCCACAAGAACCCAGCCAGUAACACUUACAUCCUCAGGAUCCAUCCUGUGCCUGAGCCAGGUGGUACCUCCAGACCACUAGAGGUUGCCUCCGAGAAGCUAGACGAGAUCAUCGAGUGGCAGCAGAUGAUUGAGGAGGUGAAGAGUAAACUACAGAACCAGGCCCAAGCCACUCUCAAGCAGCAGCAAGUCUUGAACCAACAAGCUAGACAAAAAAAGAUAGCCCUAGAAAUGUCAGACCUUGUCUUCUACUGCAGACCUGUACCAUUUAAUUUGGAAAAUAUUGGCGCAGGUCAGUCUAAAUUCUACGAGAUGUCUUCGUUUGUCGAGACUCGGUUAGAUAGAAUUGCCAAGAGCAAGGCACAGGCUGGAUUAUUCGUCUCCUAUAGCAACCGCCAACUCAGCAGAACGUAUCCGAAAGGUCAGAGGUUAGAGUCAUCGAACCUUGACCCCUUACCGAUGUGGAAUGCUGGCUGUCAAAUGGUUGCCCUUAACUACCAGACCGGAGACAAGCAGAUGCACCUCAACCACGGGCGAUUCCAACAAAAUGGAGGGAGUGGCUUCGUCCUCAUGCCAGACUGCAUGUUUGAGCCCGGCUUUAACCCCGUGGACACCACCACUCAUACGAAGGCCACGCCCAUCACCCUCACGAUACAGAUCAUUGGUGGACGUCACCUGAUCCGACCCGGGCGUGGGAUCUGCUCCCCCCUCAUCGAGGUGGAGGUGUGCGGCAUCGAUGCUGACUGGGCAAAGUUCAGAACAUCCACUUGCAAGGAGAACGGGUUCAUCCCAGUAUGGAACGAAGGCUGCGAGUUUGACAUCGUGAACCCUGACCUUGCCCUCAUCCGAUUUUGUGCCCAAGACGAGGAUGUUUUCGGGGACCCUAAUUUCAUUGGUCAGGCCGUGUUCCCUGUGUCGUGCCUCAAGACAGGAUUCAGCUCUGUUCCUCUUAAGAAUGCCUUCAACGAAGAGCUGGAAAAGAGUGCUCUGGUAGUGCAUGUGGAGAUACGCAAGACGUACGAGGAAGACGAGGAAAUCUACAGUCGGAUGAGGACAAUCAAGGGUCGUAUCCAGGACCUCUCCCAGCAGAUCAACACGCUAGCCCACACCAACAAGGGCGACAAGGGCGGCAGUUCUUCCACUCAGAGCACAAUGGACCAACUCCAGGAAACCAUGCAACACGAAGCUGAGCAGCUCUACAAACUCAACAAGUCCAAGGGCAAGAAAAGACCUCCGCAAUAAGAAGCCAGCUGGGGGAUACUUUAUAUUAGUAGUUAGUCUCAAUUGACUCUAUUUUGUUCAAUUUCACUGUACAUGUGUUGCAUUUGUAGCUCAUUUUGUUUUCUGCUGUAUAUAUGUAGUCAGUGCGGUCUUGUUGUACAUGCUCAAUUUUGAUUUGACUUUUGAAUACAAAAUUCAAUAAAGAUAACGUAAUUAA
This is a messenger RNA of Halichondria panicea, 4243 nucleotides long. RefSeq names its product 1-phosphatidylinositol 4,5-bisphosphate phosphodiesterase gamma-1-like. Gene Ontology annotation, molecular function: calcium ion binding; phosphatidylinositol-4,5-bisphosphate phospholipase C activity; protein binding. Lineage: Eukaryota; Metazoa; Porifera; Demospongiae; Suberitida; Halichondriidae. Bases 163 to 4047 code for a protein of 1294 amino acids. Gene Ontology annotation, biological process: positive regulation of epithelial cell migration; release of sequestered calcium ion into cytosol; phosphatidylinositol-mediated signaling. The transcript is spliced from 25 exons. The record is from RefSeq and is a predicted model, not a curated record.